AAUGUCAACAGAAGUAGAUUCUUAAUAAAAGUGAACUUUAUCUUGAAAAUUUUAAAAAUUAUGAAGACAUAUCUAGCUUUAUUGUUACUGUGCACCGUCUUCUUGACUACAUCACAAUCAUUUGUUGACAAAACUGUAAAAACUUUUCAGGCUGAGAGAACAUGUGGGUAUAACGAGGUCUGUAAAGAAGAAUUCCAUAAAAUCUUUAAAUGUAAAUGCCCAGCAUAUCUCUAUUGCCGUUCACAAGGAAGAUAUUACAACGCAGUUUGCUCAAUCACUGAUACAGGAUACAUUUGGAGUCAGGAACGGGCUUAUGAAUUGACAAGGUCGAAGAAAUGAAAUAAGGUUUAAAUAAAAUCUAUGGACUUGAUUGAUUCCUAAAAGGAAAAAUUUAAAA
Chironomus riparius is the source of this 397-nucleotide messenger RNA. NCBI's taxonomy places the organism in Eukaryota, Metazoa, Arthropoda, Insecta, Diptera, Chironomidae. The record is from the annotation of a GenBank genome assembly.